UAAUCUCCAUUUUUAACCUUGCAUGAAAGUAAUAACAUAUGUAUUUUUUCUGAAUAUUGAAUUAAAUCUCUCUAUACAAAAUGUCUAAAGUUACCUUCAAGAUUACACUUACAUCGGAUCCUAAACUCCCUUUCAAAGUAUGCUGAGUUAUGGGGAAAUAAAAUUGAAGUUACAUCUUCAGCGCGAUGGAUACAGCCGUAGUGCAACAAUUUCUUAAUCUUUUCCAAGAUUUUAUAAACAUUUGUCAGUUAGAGAAUUGGCCAAAUAAUGAUACUACAGAAGAGGAAAUUAAGAAUGCAUUCCUAUUAGCAAUACACAUAGAAAAAUGUGUUGAUAGAUUACAGAAAAAGUUGUUAAUUGAUGAUUUCUUAGCUACAUUAAAUUCAAUACAGAGUACUCCAUGUUUACUGUUUAAAAAAUGUUUGUGUGACCCACCAAAAUAUAUAUUACGAAAAGUAGUGACAUCAACUUGUAAAGUCACAUUAUUGGAUGUUUCUUAUAAAAUAUUUUUAAACCUUUUCUCUGAAGAAAAACUUGAACUGUGUUUAUCUGAUUUAAUGACAGAAGCAGCUUCUAAAGAGACACUUGUAAAUAACCUUUCAACAGAAUUCCCAAAGGACAAAUUAGUAAUUUUUAAAAGCCAGUUUAUUUUAAUAGAAUUUAAUGACAAGAUAGAAAAUGAAGAAGCAAUAAUAAAUAUGCUUAAUAAUGGUGAUAAAGAAACUAUUGAAUUGUUAAUUGUUUGUAUGUUGAAUAAGGGAGUAAAAUUUUGUAAUGCAGUUAACUUAAUUGUGAAUUCCUUUAUAAGUUUCAUGACAACAAAAAAUUGCUCCAAGAAAAAAUUCUGGAGGGAUUUUUUGAACACUGAAAAAUCUACUUUAACAGGGUUGUUUUUAAAUCAUGGUGAUUUAUAUAAAAUUGUGUGUAAGGCUUUGAUGGACUGUGGCAGGUUAUUAAAAGAAAAUAUGUCUGCUGAAUAUUUUUACAUAGAUUUGACUUAUUCUGAGCUAGUUAGAAUAACAAAUGGUAUUUGUGAGAAUGAAAAUCUCAAACUUGAAUUUAUGGACAUAGUUAAUGAAAAGAAUGAUGAUGUAAAAUUUUGGGAAAUUGUUUUGUCGUGAUUUUUUAUCGAAAUUUUAGUUUUAAUAUUUAUAAAUCAUUGUGGAUUGAAUUUAAAUAUAUGCUUAUACUUGCA
Colias croceus (clouded yellow) is the source of this 1195-nucleotide messenger RNA. It is a transcript of the gene Ufm1, whose product is annotated as ubiquitin-fold modifier 1. Lineage: Eukaryota; Metazoa; Arthropoda; Insecta; Lepidoptera; Pieridae. Bases 186 to 1121 code for a protein of 311 amino acids. Gene Ontology annotation, cellular component: cytoplasm; nucleus. The transcript has 3 exons. The record is from RefSeq and is a predicted model, not a curated record. Gene Ontology annotation, biological process: protein K69-linked ufmylation.